Messenger RNA from Quercus robur (English oak), 1205 nucleotides. RefSeq names its product thioredoxin-like 3-2, chloroplastic. The coding region runs from base 157 to 774 and encodes 205 amino acids. Lineage: Eukaryota; Viridiplantae; Streptophyta; Magnoliopsida; Fagales; Fagaceae. The record is from RefSeq and is a predicted model, not a curated record. The transcript has 5 exons. Gene Ontology annotation, cellular component: chloroplast stroma.
CAGGCUGUGCUUAAUAACUAUGCCUACAUAUGUUGAGUCAAUCGGUUUUGCUCCGACUUUGAGUUCUUCUCGUUCUAAAAACACUGUUUCUUACUCUCUCACACGUCACAAUCAACCAAACACCUCUCUCUCUCUCUCAUUAUCGGUGUUCUCGACAUGUCAGAGGUUCUACGGUUCCGACCAACUCCCAGACCCCUGAGACUUGGGACCCCACGUGGCACGUCACGUGACUUCCGGCUACUACCUCGAACUUCGAACCUCGUACUUAAUUCUCUGCCCACAAAACAUUUUCCCGAGAAAAUUCAUGUAAUUAGAAGUGAAUCAUCUUCAUCUUCAUCUUCGUCUUCGUCUUCGACUUCAAAGCUAAGCGCUUGGACCCAAGAGGCCUCAUUGCAGGACCUCCAUGACUCGCCCGUGUCCGUUGACCUCCACACCAUUACCACCGAUACCCACUUCGAUCGGGUCCUCGCCGAGGCUCAACAGCUCGAGGACUCCCUAAUCAUCGUUUGGAUGGCAAGCUGGUGCAGAAAAUGCAUAUAUUUGAAACCAAAACUGGAAAAGCUGGCUGCAGAUUACUAUCCAAGAUUGAAGUUCUACUGUGUUGAUGUCAAUACUGUUCCACACAAGCUUGUCACUCGUGCUGGAGUAACGAAGAUGCCUACCAUACAGCUGUGGAAGGAUGGCAAGAUUCAAUCUGAAGUGACUGGUGGCCACAAAGCGUAUUUAGUCAUCAAUGAAGUCCGCCAAAUGAUUGAAAAUGAGGGUACUGUGUAAGUCAUAGUAAGUAGUAAAGUAGGCAACCCCUCUCUCUCUCUCUCUUCAUUUUAAAGUUUCAUGUUGAUAAAAAAUCAAAUUUGUAACCCACUAAUAUAAAAAAAAAAAAAAAAACCCCCCAAAAAAAAAAAAAUCAAAUUUGUAAUCCUUUUUUUGCCCUCAUAAAUUUUGUUCUGUUAUAAUUUCUUCAGUAAAAAAAUAAAGGAAAUUGACUUGGUGUUUGCUGCUACUUGCUCUAUGUAAAGUGCAUGCAACAGGAGGUGUUUUGGAUAUUAUAUCAUAUACGGUAUGGAGAUUUCCUUUGAUUUCCAACCUAAAUAGGUUUAGACCAUGAUUGUGGUUUAUUGUAUCAUUCCUUUCCCUGAAUAAGGACCCCAGAGCUUGUUGUAUGUAUGUUACUUAUCAAAAAAAAGAAGAAGCUUGUUUUAUCA